UUGUAGUGACUUCCUGUGGCAUAGCUUGAUUGAGAAGAAGCGCUUCCGGCAGUUUAGGACCACUAACUAGCAAACCAGCCUUUCGGGCCUGACGGGACCCGCGGCUCAGGCCUCUCGGCGUCCAGCUUCGGCGUGGCGGCGAGGACAGCGGCCCCAGUUCAGUUCCGACCUUCCCAUCUCCCGGCUGCGCUGGGCAUCAGGCGACCUCAGGACCCUGUGAUUGGCGCCUGUGGACCGUGACCAAGGAGCGCCUUGGGCAGUCCCGGGACUCGGCACCUGUCCGUCUUACUCCUUUCGGACGGAGAUCUUGCAUUACUUGUUCUUCCUGUCCUCGCGUAAUGCCUGGCAUUCGAUAAAUGUUUGUUGGACUUGAAGAGGUACAUGGGCGAUGAAUCCGGAAAGGGAGAACAUCUUUGGUCCUGCAUUUGUCUGACACAUUUUUAUGUAAAUUACUGGCUGGACUUCAUAUUUUUCACUACAGAAGCCUAGAAUCUACAGUUGCCAGAGAGCUAAACGCAUUACUUUUAGGAUAUCCUCUACAUUGAACCUGAGAACUCUUCCCUUAUUCCAAAAUGUUGAGGUACUGGGGAGAAAUACCAAUGUCGUCAAACCAGGCCAACAGAAGUUCCUUUGAUUUGCUCCCCCGGGAGUUCCGUCUGGUGGAAGUCCAUGACCCACCCCUGCACCAGCCCUCUGCCAACAAGCCCAAGCCCCCCACCAUGCUGGACGUCCCCUCAGAGCCGUGCAGCCUCACCAUUCACACCAUUCAGCUGAUCCAGCACAACCGACGUCUUCGAAACCUUAUUGCCACAGCUCAGGCCCAGAAUCAGCAGCAGACCGAAGGUGUAAAGACUGAGGAGAGUGAACCUCUUCCCGCCUGCCCAGGGUCACCUCCUCUCCCCGAUGACCUCCUGCCUUUGGACUGUAAGAACCCCAAUGCACCAUUCCAGAUCCGACACAGUGACCCAGAGAGUGACUUUUAUCGGGGAAAAGGGGAACCUGUGACUGAACUCAGCUGGCAUUCCUGCCGGCAGCUCCUCUACCAGGCAGUGGCCACGAUCCUGGCCCAUGCAGGCUUCGAGUGUGCUAAUGAAAGUGUCUUGGAGACCCUCACUGAUGUGGCGCACGAGUAUUGCCUUAAGUUCACCAAGCUGCUGCGCUUUGCUGUGGAUCGGGAGGCCCGCCUGGGACAGACUCCUUUCCCGGAUGUUAUGGAGCAGGUGUUCCACGAGGUGGGCAUUGGCAGUGUGCUCUCCCUCCAGAGGUUCUGGCAGCACCGCAUCAAGGACUAUCACACUUACAUGCUGCAGAUUAGUAAGCAGCUCUCCGAAGAAUACGAAAGGAUUGUCAAUCCCGAGAAGGCCACUGAGGACACCAAACCUGUGAAGAUCAAGGAGGAGCCCGUGAGCGACAUCCCCUUUCCCGUCAGCGAGGAGCUGGAGGCUGAUCUGGCUGCCGGGGACCAGUCCCUGCCCAUGGGAGUCCUCGGAGCUCAGAGCGAGCGCUUCCCGUCCAACCUAGAGGUUGAAGCUUCGCCUCAGGCUUCCAGUGCAGAGGUCAAUGCUUCUCCUCUUUGGAACCUGGCCCAUGUGAAAAUGGAGCCUCAAGAGAGUGAAGAAGGCAACGUCUCUGGGCAUGGCGUGCUGGGCAGCGAUGUCUUCGAGGAGCCCAUGUCAGGCAUGAGUGAAGCCGGGAUCCCCCAGAGCCCUGAUGACUCAGACAGCAGCUAUGGUUCCCACUCCACGGACAGCCUCAUGGGGUCCUCCCCUGUUUUCAACCAGCGCUGCAAGAAGAAGAUGAGGAAAAUGUGAAAGGAAAAAGGAGAUUCUUCUCUGCAGACUGACAGCGCCCAAAUGAAAACCUUGAUGUAUUGGUUUGUUUCCAUGAACAGUGAUUUCACUCUUAAACUCAAGUGGGCUUAAUUUCAGAGGAACUGAACUUAACCGAACAAGGUUGCAUUUGACUUUGCACCCAGUUUUUGUGGUUUUCCACAACAUUUGUUCACAAAUAGAAGACGAUGCUGGCACAGUCAUCAGGAGACCAAAGCCCUGUCCUGACUGUCGUCUCCACUGGGUGAUGAGACAUGUUACCCAGCUUCUCUACAGCUACUGUUCUUGCAUGACUCAGACGAAUCAUCCCACUUUGACCUACCUUGCAGACAUCUGAAAUUGAGAUGUUUGUUACACUUUAAAGCUAUGAUUGAAAACUCUCAACAAUUAAAUGUAUGCUGACAUCAGAUGUCAA
Molecule: messenger RNA, 2244 nt
Organism: Oryctolagus cuniculus (rabbit)
Lineage: Eukaryota; Metazoa; Chordata; Mammalia; Lagomorpha; Leporidae
Gene: SUPT7L
Product: SPT7 like, STAGA complex subunit gamma
Cellular component (GO): SAGA complex
Molecular function (GO): protein heterodimerization activity; transcription coactivator activity
Source: RefSeq, a predicted model, not a curated record